This is a messenger RNA of Brassica napus (rape), 366 nucleotides long. RefSeq names its product glycine-rich RNA-binding protein 2-like. The record is from RefSeq and is a predicted model, not a curated record. NCBI's taxonomy places the organism in Eukaryota, Viridiplantae, Streptophyta, Magnoliopsida, Brassicales, Brassicaceae. Bases 1 to 366 code for a protein of 121 amino acids. The transcript has 2 exons.
AUGCAUAGUGGAAGCCAUGGUGGAGGUGGCAGUGGAUAUUGGAGUGGAGGUUGUGGUGGUUAUGGAUAUGAAGGUGGUGGAUACAGUAGUGGUGGAGGUGGUUAUUCAAUAGGAGGAGGUGGUGGUGGAUACAGUGGAGGUGUUGGAUAUGGAGGUGGCUGCCGUGAUGGCAGUGGAUACCCCGGUGGAGGGUGUGGUUGUUAUGGACACGUAGGUGGAUAUAGUGGUGUGGAGGUGGUUACUCGAGAGGAGGAUGAAGUGGUGGUUGAUACAGUCGACGUGGAAGUCAUGAGGGUGGAGGAUAAGAAGGUGAAAGCCAUGGUGGAAAAGGGAAGCAGAGAAAAGCUAAUAAGAAAUAUAAUUUAA